Molecule: messenger RNA, 930 nt
Organism: Paramecium primaurelia
Lineage: Eukaryota; Ciliophora; Oligohymenophorea; Peniculida; Parameciidae
Source: the annotation of a GenBank genome assembly
AUGUAUAUAAGUGGAGUAUAAGACGGAAUGUGGAAAGAAGUAAAUGAACGUUUCUAAAAGUACUUUUUACUAAUCAACUCAUAGCGAUUGCAAAAUCUUUUAUUUUGGAUAAUUCGAUAUUGGCAAAAAGAUUGGAAGAUGGAAUGUUAUUUUCUAAGAUACUAUAAUGUAAUAUUGAUAAAUGAUAGGAACUUUAGAGGAGGGGGAGAUUAUGAUAAUUAAGGGAUGAAAACAGGAAGAUGGGUUGAUCAGAAUAAUAAUUUUUUUAGGUAUUAACAUACUGAAUUGCAUAAUAGUUAUAGAUAAUUGAUAUUUACUGGUCAAUAUAUUAACGGAAAGAGAAUAGAAAAGUGGGAAAUAUUAUGUAGAUUUGAUCCUUAAAAAGCAGUUUGAAUCUAUGUAAUUUAAAUCUAUAAUUUAGUAGAGGAAGCGGUUAAUAUGACGAAAAAGGAAUAAAACAUGAUUUUUGGAUUGAACCUAUUGAGCAUAUUUGGAGGUAGAUAAAGUACAGUUUAUACAUUUAGAAUCUAAAUUUUUGAAGAUUCGGUUGCAGUGAUUGUAAUUAGCUUGGCUUAAAUAAUUUAUUAAGAUAAUAUUAAAAUAAUGGAGAAAAAAUUGGAAGAUGGGAAAUUUUAUAUAAAGAAGAAAAUUCUGAAAAAUUUGAAUUGAUGUUUUAGUUUUAUAAUUUAAAAUUAUAGUGGAGGGGGCUGUUAUGAUGAAAAUGGUAUGAUAAGCGGAGAAUGGGCUAAAGUUGAUUCGAAAUUUUCAUAGUAAAUGAAUUCAAAUCAUUGUAUUAUUAGCUCUUGCUAGGUAAUUUAAAAAGGGUAAUAGUUAAAAGGGAGAAAAGUUGAAAGAUGGAAUUAUCAUUUCUGGGAAAAAAUUAUGAUCUUUAUUGUUAUUAUAAUAUAGAGGAGGAGGAUAAUAUCAUGA